This is a messenger RNA of Drosophila persimilis, 1236 nucleotides long. Its product is annotated as glyceraldehyde-3-phosphate dehydrogenase. Lineage: Eukaryota; Metazoa; Arthropoda; Insecta; Diptera; Drosophilidae. Gene Ontology annotation, molecular function: NADP binding; oxidoreductase activity, acting on the aldehyde or oxo group of donors, NAD or NADP as acceptor; NAD binding. Bases 47 to 1141 code for a protein of 364 amino acids. The transcript has a single exon. The record is from RefSeq and is a predicted model, not a curated record. Gene Ontology annotation, biological process: glucose metabolic process.
ACGCAAUUUUUGAAAUUAUACCUGUUAAUAACGCGAGAAUCCAAAGAUGUCUGCACUCGGAAUCAAUGGCUUUGGACGCAUCGGUCGCGUGUUUCUUCGCAACUGUCUGAUGCGCAAGGAGGCGAAAGUGCUGGCUAUCAAUGACCCCUCAAUGGACCCCAAGUACCUGGCAUAUAUGCUGCGUUACGACUCCACGCAUGGCAUAUUCAACAAGAAGAUCUCCCUGGAAGGCAACACAAUAGUGGUCGAUGGGAAGAAGAUCAAGCUGCUGAAGGAGUCCGAUCCCAAGAAGCUCAAGUGGGGGGAUCUGGGCGUGAAAACCGUUGUGGACUGCUCGGGCCGCUUCACCACCCUGAAGGCGUGCCAGGUCCAUUUGGAUGGGGGCGCAGAGAAGGUGGUCAUCUCUGCCCCCUCGUCCGAUGCACCGAUGUUCGUGUGCGGCGUGAACCUGCACAAGUAUAAGCCGGACAUGAAGAUCAUAUCGAACGCUUCAUGCACCACCAACUGCCUGGCCCCGCUGGCCAAGGUGGUGAACGACAGGUUCCAAAUUGUUGAGGGUCUGAUGACCACGGUGCAUGCCGCCACGGCCACCCAGAAGAUCAUCGAUGGGCCGAGCAACAAGGCUUGGCGCGAUGGCCGCAGUGGCAUGUGCAACAUCAUACCCGCAUCCACGGGCGCUGCCAAGGCAGUGGCCAAAGUGAUUCCCGCUCUGAACGGGAAGCUCACGGGCAUGGCAUUCCGUGUGCCCACCCCAAAUGUCUCUGUGGUGGAUCUGACCUGUCGCCUGAACAAGCCCGCUAAGCUGGAUGAUAUCAAAAAGGCCGUCAAGUCAGCAGCCGAGGGUGACAUGAAAGGGAUCCUUGGCUACGUGGAGGAGGAGGUCGUCUCCUCCGACUUCAACGGUUCGCGCUUUGCAUCCGUCUUCGAUGCCAAGGCCUGCAUUGCUCUCAACGAUAACUUUGUCAAGCUGAUUGCCUGGUAUGACAAUGAGACGGGCUAUUCGUGUCGUCUCUUCGAUCUCAUUGUGUAUACCCAACUGGCUGACAAGUGCGCAGAGGAGGAGCUGAAGAAGAAAUGCGCAGAGGAGGAGCAGAAGAAAAAGUGCGCCGAGAAAGACAAGGAUCCCUGCAAGAAGAAGUAGGUUUCCAUUUAACUGAAAAGAUUAUAUUUAAAUAGUUUUAUUUUGUUAUGGAAAUGGCCUUUAAAAUAAUUGCAUAUUUUAUUGGAAGAACCAAA